AUGUUGUUGUCUAUACUUAUUCCGGGAAAUUCUUGGAUUAGACCUGCAGCUGCUCCUGAUUAUAUUUGGCAUACAAAUGCUUCCAAGUGUACCAUUUGGAAUUCUGUAUUGAAGCCUUCUCACUCUCCUCUGUGGAAGCAGUUGUUGAAUAUGAGGAGUCAAAUAUUGCAGCACAUUGAAUUUAGGGUGGGUAAUGGCAAUAAGUUCAGUAUAUUUAAUGAUCCAUUGCUCAAUAAUGAUUUUCUCAUUAGCUUAUUUGGACAGAGAGUGGUCUCUUCCUUGGGCUCAAGGAAAGAUGCAUUGUUGUCUACACUUAUUCCGGGAAAUUCUUGGAUCAGACCUGCAGCUGCUCCUGAUUAUAUUUGGAAUACAAUCUCUGCUGUUACUAUCACUCCAGGAGAGGAUACUAUUGUUUGGAAGCAUGGUAGAUGUACAUUCACGUCUGUUUGGGAUAAACUCAGAAUCUGCCAUCCUAAGGUUCCUUGGACUACACUGGUUUGGAAUAAAGGAAUACCUAGAGCUGCUGUCACCACUGUGCUUGCCAUCCAUGAUAAACUUCCCUCUAUGGUAAACCUUCAGAAGAGAGAUGUUAGUUGGUGCAUAAACAGUGAUUUCUCGAUGGGUUCCCUUGCCUCUCUCCAUGGGUAUGUGGUGUGGAGUAUUCCUCCUUGA
Molecule: messenger RNA, 672 nt
Organism: Cornus florida
Lineage: Eukaryota; Viridiplantae; Streptophyta; Magnoliopsida; Cornales; Cornaceae
Exons: 2
Coding region: 1-672 (223 amino acids)
Source: RefSeq, a predicted model, not a curated record